Messenger RNA from Quercus robur (English oak), 1858 nucleotides. RefSeq names its product tubulin gamma-1 chain. The record is from RefSeq and is a predicted model, not a curated record. Gene Ontology annotation, biological process: mitotic spindle organization; microtubule nucleation; meiotic spindle organization. Gene Ontology annotation, cellular component: cytoplasm; gamma-tubulin complex; spindle. The coding region runs from base 223 to 1638 and encodes 471 amino acids. Gene Ontology annotation, molecular function: structural constituent of cytoskeleton; GTP binding. The transcript is spliced from 12 exons. NCBI's taxonomy places the organism in Eukaryota, Viridiplantae, Streptophyta, Magnoliopsida, Fagales, Fagaceae.
UCUCCAUUCACCAAAAAUGGCCGGCUCAGGCUUAAUUCAAACACUACAGUACUACUAAAAAGUUUCUUUUUAGCAAAAAAUUCACAGUUCCUAUUUAGACUCAGACUCUCCGUGGAAGUGGAAGUGGAAGUGGAUUAUUAUUUCCUCUUGUUAAUUUCCCUCUCAUUUUGAAACAUCUUCCUCGCGCGGCAAACCCUAAGUUUCCCGAGAAAGUGAAGGAAAAUGCCUCGGGAGAUCAUCACGCUCCAGGUGGGACAAUGUGGGAAUCAGAUCGGGAUGGAGUUCUGGAAGCAGCUCUGCCUCGAACAUGGCAUCAGCAAGGAUGGCAUUCUCGAAGAUUUCGCUACUCAGGGAGGUGACAGGAAAGAUGUGUUUUUCUAUCAAGCUGAUGAUCAGCACUACAUCCCACGAGCAUUGCUGAUCGACCUCGAGCCUAGAGUGAUUAACGGCAUCCAGAAUAGUGAAUAUCGAAAUCUCUACAAUCAUGAGAAUAUCUUUGUUUCAGAUCAUGGAGGUGGUGCAGGAAAUAAUUGGGCCAGUGGUUAUCAUCAGGGGAAGGGUGUUGAAGAGGAUAUAAUGGACAUGAUUGAUAGAGAAGCAGAUGGAAGUGAUAGUCUUGAGGGUUUUGUUUUAUGUCACUCUAUUGCUGGAGGAACAGGCUCAGGUAUGGGUUCAUAUCUGUUGGAAACUCUAAAUGAUCGCUACAGCAAAAAACUGGUUCAGACAUAUAGUGUAUUUCCAAACCAGAUGGAGACGAGUGAUGUGGUGGUCCAGCCCUACAACUCACUUUUGACACUUAAGCGACUUACAUUAAAUGCUGAUUGCGUUGUUGUUCUUGAUAACACUGCAUUGAAUAGAAUUGCUGUGGAACGUCUUCAUUUAUCAAAUCCUACAUUUGCUCAAACAAAUUCUCUGGUCUCCACUGUAAUGUCUGCCAGUACAACCACUCUGCGAUAUCCAGGUUACAUGAACAAUGACUUGGUUGGCCUUCUUGCUUCUUUAAUUCCUACCCCAAGAUGCCAUUUUCUAAUGACAGGAUAUACACCUCUCACAGUGGAGCGCCAGGCUAAUGUGAUUCGUAAAACCACUGUACUUGAUGUCAUGAGAAGACUUCUGCAGACAAAGAAUAUUAUGGUUUCCUCAUAUGCUCGAACAAAAGAAGCUAGUCAAGCAAAGUAUAUAUCAAUAUUGAAUAUCAUCCAAGGGGAAGUGGACCCUACUCAGGUUCAUGAAAGUUUGCAGAGGAUACGUGAAAGAAAGCUUGUUAACUUUAUUGAGUGGGGCCCUGCAAGCAUUCAGGUUGCUCUGUCUAGAAAGUCCCCAUAUGUUCAAACUGCUCAUAGGGUCAGUGGUCUUAUGUUAGCAAGCCAUACUAGCAUCCGGCACCUUUUCAGCAAGUGUUUGAGUCAGUAUGAGAAGUUGAGAAAGAAGCAAGCUUUUCUUGACAAUUACCGGAAGUUCCCAAUGUUUGCCGACAAUGACCUUUCAGAAUUUGAUGAAUCACGAGACAUAAUUGAGAGUUUGGUUGAUGAAUACAAGGCCUGUGAGUCCCCAGAUUACAUAAAAUGGGGAAUGGAGGACCCAGACCACAUUCUAACUGGAGAAGGCAAUGCUUCUGGAACCGUGGAUCCAAAUUAGCUGUGUGAACAUAUCAAGUUAAGAGUGCUGGGUGAAAAAACGUUGGGAGAGAGUGUUUUAUGAAUGCUUGUGUAUAUUAAUUUCCUCCUGCAUUGUGAAUUUAAUGGUUUGUAAUUUGAUGAUUUUUUGUGUGUCAAUCUUCCAUUAUUCUACUUGCUAUUAAACGUGAUAGUACAAAAUUUCAGUAUAUCAAGUUUGCUGGAAUAAUCAUGUUGAUCAA